UGAUUUUUUAAAAAUGCCUAAUUGUGAUUAUGUACCUUCUAUCUAUAAGGGUACAAAUUAUGAAUUUAUUAAAAGAGCAUACGAAUUAAUUAUAUCUCCUUCUUUGAAGCAAUUUUACAAAGAACCACUAUUAAUACAUGAAGGUCGAGGGCAAUGGUUAUGGGAUCAUCGCGGGAAACGAUAUUUGGAUAUGUUUGGUGGAGUUGCUACUAUUUCUGUUGGUCAUUCUCAUCCAAAAAUAAUAACUGCUAUAUCUAAACAAGCAUCGAAAUUAAACCAUGUAUCUUCCGCUUAUAUGCAUCCUUAUUUAUAUGAAUAUGUAAACAAGUUAAUGAAUAAAUUUUCAAAUAAAUUAAGAGUUGUAUAUCUAACAAAUAGUGGUUCAGAAGCAAAUGAAUUAGCGUUCCUAAUGGCUAGACUUUAUACACGUAAUCAUAAUAUUAUUUCAUUAAAAAACAGUUAUCAUGGUACAACUUAUGGAACAUCAGCAUCUACAGCGAUGAGUACAUGGAAAUAUCCAUUUAUUGUACAACCACCUGGUUAUAUACACAUGAUAUAUCCAGAUAUAUAUAGAGGUAAUUGGGGUGGAUCAAAAUGUAGAGAUUCGCUUAUACAAGUGACAGGAAGAAAAUGUGAUUGUAAAGAUAAAGAAUGUAUAGCUUCUGAAAAAUAUUUUCAAAAAUUUGAUGAAUCGUUUCGUUUUAGCUUGCCAUGUUCGCAUAAUAUAGCUGCAUUUAUAGCUGAAAGUAUUCAGGGAAUAGGAGGAGCAGUUCAAUAUCCCAAAUAUUUUCUUCAGAAAAUAUAUAAUUAUGUUCAUGAAAAGGGUGGUCUUUGUAUAGCGGAUGAAGUUCAGACUGGUUUUGGUAGAACGGGAGAACAUUUUUGGGGUUUUGAAAGUCACGGUGUAGAACCGGAUAUAGUGACUCUAGCAAAAGGAAUAGGAAAUGGAUUUCCUCUCGGAGCGGUAGUUACAAAUAACAAAAUUGCCAAUAGUUUAAAUUCUGCAUUACAUUUUAAUACAUUCGGAGGAAAUCCACUUGCAUGUGUUGUAGGAUCAACAGUAUUAGAUAUCAUAGAAGAAGAAGGUCUUCAACAAAAUGCACAUAUAGUCGGCACGUAUUUGAUCAAUCGUUUGAGUACUUUUUUAUUAGAAUUUCCCAAUAUUAUUGGUGAUGUUAGAGGAAAAGGAUUAAUGAUCGGAAUUGAAUUAAUUUCAAAUUCCGAGACGAAAAGACCCUUAGAAUCUGAACGCAUACUUGAGAUUUUCGAAAAUAUUAAAAAUAUGGGAAUUCUCGUUGGGAAAGGAGGGUUACAUGCAAAUGUAUUACGAAUAAAACCACCUUUAUGCAUAACAAAAGAGGAUGCAGAUUUUACAUUUGCAGUUAUUAAAAGAGUAUUAGAAAAAUAUAAAAAAAAAUAUAAUUAAAAACAAAAUUAUAAAAUAAUAUGUGAUAUAACUUCUUUUAUUUAAUAUAAUUAUAUAUAUUACAUUUGUACAAUGCAGUUCUUUUUUUUAUGUAAUAUAUCUUAAUUUAUCAAAUUGGUACAGUAUCUUAUAUACAUAGUUAUUCAAAAUAAACAAUGAAAAUUACUAAUUAUAUGUAAUGAAAUAAGGCUAUAUAAUACAUAGCUAUGAUAGAUAUGAUAUUAUACAGAUCAAUUAAAUUUGAAAAAAAUUAAAUUUAAAUUAACAUAAUAACAUACACAAUAAAAAAUGACAAAAAUUUUGAAUAAUGAUAUAAUGACAAAGUAAUACAAAUUUGCAGCUACAAUUAUUAUAUUUUCAGUCUUCCCAAUAACAAAUGCAUAUCAAGUUUAUUUAAUAAUUUGUUAUAUAAUAAUAUAAAUAUUAUAUAAUAUGAAUAUUUUGUUUUUUCUAUAAAAAAUGCAAUUAUGUAAUCUUUUUAUAUUAAUUAAUAUUCUGUAUUUUGUACAUUAUAUUUAAGAUAUUAUAUAGAAGUCAAAUAGCUAAAAUCAUAUAUACUUGGAUUUUUUUUUAAACAAUUUUUAUAUGAUCUUUUUAUAUUUAAUUUACUUUAACACAGUUACAAAAAUAUAUAUUCAUUCACAGAAUAUCAUGAAAAUCAUGUAUAUCCUGUACAAAUAUUUUAAAUCUUUUUUUCAAUACAUUGUAUAGUAUAGCUAUAUUAUUGUGUUUUAUAUAUUCUUUCUUUGCACAUUUUUUUAUACAAUGCAAUUGUAUAAAAUAUAAUCUAAUUAUAUAACAUAUUCAUUAUAAAAGAGAACUUAAAUUUAUAUACAAAAAAAUUUUAUUUUUAUUUAAAUAAAAUAAGUUAUUGUUUUCUAUUUUAAUAUUUCAGAAUCUUCAUGUUUUGCAUAUUUGAUUGACUUUUAAUUUUCCCUCCAGUUAAUCAAUUCUUCCAUGUAAAGUUCAAAUUAACAAAUAUUUUGGAAGACUUAUUAUAAUA
Apis dorsata (giant honeybee) is the source of this 2429-nucleotide messenger RNA. RefSeq names its product alanine--glyoxylate aminotransferase 2, mitochondrial. The record is from RefSeq and is a predicted model, not a curated record. The transcript is spliced from 7 exons. Gene Ontology annotation, cellular component: mitochondrion. Gene Ontology annotation, biological process: glyoxylate catabolic process. The coding region runs from base 14 to 1426 and encodes 470 amino acids. Gene Ontology annotation, molecular function: pyridoxal phosphate binding; L-alanine:glyoxylate transaminase activity; zinc ion binding. NCBI's taxonomy places the organism in Eukaryota, Metazoa, Arthropoda, Insecta, Hymenoptera, Apidae.